Molecule: messenger RNA, 11304 nt
Organism: Alexandromys fortis (reed vole)
Lineage: Eukaryota; Metazoa; Chordata; Mammalia; Rodentia; Cricetidae
Gene: Stxbp5l
Product: syntaxin binding protein 5L
Exons: 27
Coding region: 108-3593 (1161 amino acids)
Biological process (GO): regulation of exocytosis; regulation of protein secretion
Cellular component (GO): SNARE complex; cytoplasm; plasma membrane
Molecular function (GO): myosin II binding; GTPase activator activity; syntaxin binding
Source: RefSeq, a predicted model, not a curated record
GCGGCCGGAGCCGGGCUGGACCGUCGCCCGCCUGCGAGCCCGCAGCCUCCGCGCCCUCCGCCUCACGGGCUGGCCGGCGGCUAGCGGCGUCUGAGGAAGUGUUUAAAAUGAAGAAGUUUAAUUUCCGAAAAGUUUUGGACGGUUUAACUGCCUCUUCCCCUGGCAGUGGCAGCGGCAGUGGCGGUAACAGCGGUGGGGCUGGAAGUGGCUCGGCGCAUCCCGGAGGGACUGCAGGGGUUCUCAGAGAGGAGAUCCAGGAGAGCCUGACUUCAGACUAUUUCCAGAUUUGCAAGACAGUUCGGCAUGGUUUUCCUUAUCAGCCUACAGCACUGGCCUUUGAUCCAGUCCAGAAAAUCUUGGCUAUUGGAACGAGAACAGGUGCUAUACGAAUACUUGGGAGGCCUGGUGUUGACUGUCACUGCCAGCAUGAGAGUGGUGCGGCUGUCUUGCAGCUCCAGUUCCUGAUCAAUGAGGGCGCUUUGGUUAGUGCGAGUUCAGAUGACACACUUCAUUUGUGGAAUCUGAGACAGAAAAGGCCAGCCAUUCUUCAUUCUCUUAAGUUUAACAGAGAACGAAUUACUUACUGUCAUCUACCUUUCCAGAGUAAAUGGCUCUAUGUUGGAACAGAAAGAGGAAAUACACAUAUUGUAAAUAUUGAAUCUUUCAUUCUUUCUGGAUAUGUCAUCAUGUGGAACAAAGCAAUUGAACUAUCCACCAAGACUCAUCCAGGCCCAGUUGUUCAUUUAAGUGAUAGCCCAAGAGAUGAAGGGAAACUUUUGAUAGGUUAUGAAAAUGGUACUGUAGUAUUCUGGGACUUGAAAUCUAAAAGAGCAGAACUGAGAGUUUAUUAUGAUGAGGCUAUUCAUUCAAUUGAUUGGCACCAUGAGGGCAAACAAUUCAUGUGCAGCCAUUCGGAUGGUAGCUUGACUUUAUGGAACCUGAAAAGCCCAAGUCGCCCUUUCCAAACCACAGUUCCACAUGGAAAAAGUCAAAGAGAAGGAAGAAAGUCUGAGCCUUGUAAACCGAUUCUGAAAGUAGAGUACAAAACCUGCAGGAACAGUGAACCAUUUAUAAUAUUCUCUGGUGGGCUGUCAUAUGACAAAGCUUGCAGAAGACCAAGUUUAACCAUCAUGCAUGGAAAAGCAAUUACAGUACUUGAAAUGGACCAUCCUAUUGUUGAAUUUCUAACUUUAUGUGAAACACCUUAUCCAAAUGAAUUUCAAGAACCCUAUGCUGUUGCUGUACUUCUAGAGAAAGAUCUCAUUGUAGUCGAUCUGACACAAACCAAUUUUCCAAUCUUUGAAAAUCCAUACCCAAUGGACAUUCAUGAGUCACCAGUUACAUGCACAGCAUAUUUUGCCGAUUGCCCUCCAGAUUUGAUUCUAGUACUCUAUUCUAUAGGAGUCAAGCAUAAAAAGCAAGGAUACAGUAAUAAGGAAUGGCCAGUCAGUGGAGGAGCUUGGAAUCUUGGAGCACAAACUUACCCAGAAAUUAUUAUUACUGGUCAUGCUGAUGGAUCAAUAAAAUUUUGGGAUGCCUCUGCAAUGACUCUGCAGAUGUUGUACAAGUUAAAAACUUCAAAAGUAUUUGAAAAGCAGAAGGUAGGAGAUGGCAAACAAGCGUGUGAAAUUGUAGAGGAAGAUCCAUUUGCUGUGCAGAUGGUUUAUUGGUGUCCAGAGAGCAGAAUAUUUUGUGUAUCAGGAGUCUCUGCGUAUGUCAUAAUUUAUAAAUUCAGCAGACAUGAAAUUACAACAGAAAUUGUGUCAUUAGAAGUACGACUUCAGUGUGAUGUUGAAGACAUUAUCACCCCUGAACCAGAAACAAGUCCUCCAUUUCCAGAUCUCUCCUCUCAACUCCCCUCUUCAAGGAGUCUUUCCGGAAGCACCAAUACUGUGUCUAGUGAAGGGGUGACGAAGGACAGCAUCCCGUGCCUCAGUGUUAAAACACGGCCAGUGCGGAUGCCGCCGGGCUAUCAAGCAGAUCUUGUUAUUCAGUUGGUGUGGGUCGAUGGUGAGCCUCCUCAGCAGAUUACCAGCCUUGCUGUAAGCUCAGCGUACGGAAUAGUCGCAUUUGGAAACUGCACUGGGUUGGUUGUGGUGGAUUUCAUACAGAAGACAGUGCUAUUAAGUAUGGGAACCAUUGACCUCUAUAGAUCAAGUGACCUGUACCAGCGACAGCCCCGGUCUCCUCGAAAAAACAAGCAGUUCAUUGCAGGCUUAACAGAGCUGAAUGAUAGUCCAGUUCCCCUGGAACUUGAGCGCUGCAAGUCUCCCACUUCAGACCAUGUAAAUGGACACUGCACAAGUCCAACCUCUCAGAGUUGCAGUUCUGGAAAACGUCUUUCCAGUGCUGAUGUUUCAAAAGUAAAUCGCUGGGGUCCUGGAAGACCACCAUUUAGAAAGGCACAGUCAGCUGCUUGCAUGGAGAUUUCUUUACCAGUUACAACUGAAGAAGCCAGAGAGAAUUCCUAUAACCGCUCCAGGAGCUCUAGCAUCUCCAGUAUUGACAAAGACUCCAAAGAAGCGGUUACAGCUUUAUACUUCAUGGAAUCCUUUGCGCGGAAGAACGACUCCACCGUUUCGCCUUGUCUGUUUGUUGGAACUAGUCUGGGAAUGGUUUUACUCAUCUCCCUGAACCUACCGUCAUCAGACGAACAAAGGUGUACAGAGCCAGUGAUGGUAUUGCCAAGCGGUACUCUCCUCUCACUGAAAGGAGCUGUGCUAACAUUUUCCUGCAUGGACAGAAGUGGCAGCUUAAUGCAGCCUCCAUAUGAAGUAUGGAGGGAUCCCAACAACGCAGACGAAAAUGAGAAAACGUGGAGGAGGAAACUGGUUAUGAACUACUCCAGUGCAUCCCAAGAAACAGGCGACCAUCAGUAUGCAAUAAUCUGCUCAGAGAAACAAGCCAAAGUCUUCUCACUGCCGUCUCAGACCUGCCUUUAUGUGCACAACAUCACAGAGGCCUCUUUCAUACUGCAAGCAGAGGUGGUGGUCAUGUGUAACAGUGCCUGCUUGGCCUGCUUUUGUGCAAACGGGCAUAUCAUGAUAAUGAGCUUACCUAGCCUUCGCCCAAUGUUGGAUGUAAAUUAUUUGCCACUGACAGACAUGAGGAUAGCACGGACAUUUUGUUUUACUAAUGAAGGCCAAGCGUUAUACCUUGUCUCUCCUACUGAAAUUCAACGGUUAACAUAUAGCCAAGAAAUGUGUGAUAAUAUUCAGGACAUGUUAGGCGACUUGUUUACUCCCAUUGAGACACCAGAAGCUCAAAAUAGAGGCUUUCUCAAGGGGCUGUUUGGUGGAAGUGGACAGACAUUUGACAGAGAGGAGCUCUUUGGGGAAGCUACAGCGGGGAAAGCAUCCCGCAGCCUUGCACAGCACAUCCCCGGACCAGGUUGUAUAGAAGGGAUGAAAGGCGCGGCCGGAGGGGUGAUGGGAGAGCUGACCCGAGCCCGAAUUGCACUCGAUGAGAGAGGACAGAGGCUGGGGGAGCUGGAAGAGAAGACCGCAGGCAUGAUGACCAGUGCAGAAGCGUUCUCCAAGCAUGCACACGAGUUAAUGCUGAAAUACAAGGAUAAGAAAUGGUACCAGUUCUAACCGUCAAAAGAAGUUGUGACUGCUUUGAGAAUCCAUUAUUCAGGGAAACCAAAUUUAUUCCCAGCAUCACUAUUCAACUGCUAGAAACCAGUUUCUUCUACAAAAUGUUCCAUUAUAGUCCAUCUGAAGUUAUCACACGGAGGCGUAGCAAAGGCAAAGCCGCUGUGCACCUUGAAAGCUGGAACCCCGGUUAAAAUCCCAAGAUAAUGGCUGAAUUUGUCUUUUCCCCAUGUGGAAUGGAUGCUAUCAUCUUGGCAUGUAAUUUGCUAAGAGUUUGUGUUUGGAAACUAUUGGGGAGUCCUUUUGAUUUGAAAUUUCCUGUACAAAAAAAAAGCAUUAAUGCACUUAAUGAAAAAAAUCUUUGCAUGAUAAAUUAACAUCUUAAGAGGAAAAGAAACCAAAGCAUGUCAUAUCAGAAGAAAAAGGAUUUAUGGUGAACUACUCUUCUGAAUUGGGCCACACCCGACAAUUUAAAAAUCUGCAUUAGAAGAUAACCCUGCAUUUCAAGUGGACCUGCCAUACCCAUCCAAAAAGGAAUCCAAACAAACCCAGAGUUUUUUCUCAUCUGAAACCUUCCUUAGUAUAUUAGGACACUACUGAGUUCUCCUAAGCAAGAAUCUGACUACGACUUUCCUCCCUCCACAGCAUCGCGCAUCAUCCACAGUUCUCCUUACCCAAGGCUGGCCAGGAUAGCGAAGGACUCCCAGCACUCUUACUCCUGUGUCUGUCACCUUCAGGAUGAGUUCCUGCUUUUAGUCAUCAACCGAGCAGGGUUGAUUGACCUCAGAGCAUUUUUUCAGCCUGGUGUAUAGUCUCCAGAGGAGUUGGCGAUAAGUUUGCAGAAACUAGACUAUAGUAAUAAGGCAGUUAGUUCUGAGAACUGAUUUCACAAAGAGUGGAAUUUCACAUACCCCAAUUUCAGUUUCCAAAGCGAUAUAUUUUUAAAGCACCAUUUGUAUCCUUAUCUGCCAGUUACACAGUAUAUUACUGUUCAAACCCAAUAGGGUCUACAAUCCCAAGGUGCUUAUGCAGCCUGACAUUCACAGACCAAACUGGUCCUUCUCGUCGAUGUGAUUCAGUAAAACCUCAGUUAAUGUUUUAGGAAAGAGAUUCUGAGUUAUUACAUUUCUGAUUGAUAAGGGCUUUUAUUAGAAAAUUCUUUGGGGUUCUAUGCUUAUUAAAGGAACCUUUAUAAAACCUACUGGUAUUUUAGCUAUGUUGGCCAUAGUCGUCAUUAUGAAUAACACAAACCCAUAGAUAAUUUAACUAAUUAGAUGGACAAAUUGUCACAGGAAUAUCUUAGUAAAUCCCAAACACCUUCUUAAAAUCUCUCAAAGGUAAAGGUCAGCUCUAGCAUGAUAAAAUAAUCUGUUCCAACCCAGCAAAGGAGCACUACACAGAAAAUACUGGCAACUCCUACUCGCUCUAUUGAACGUGCUUGGAAGUCAGAACAUAGGACUCACCUGACAAUGUGUUUCUCCUUUUUAGAACCUUAAAUUAUGUGGUUGAUUUGUUUACUGGCUCUUGGUGGUUUGAGGCCUUGCUGGGUUACAUUGUGUUUAAAACAUAACCAUUUCUUCCAACUUCAUAGACAAAAUUGCCAUUUUUAUUGGUUUUAUAUUUUUUGUUUUGAAGUGGUGCUUUCUUUAAAUUUUUCUUUGCAAUCUUGAAGAGAGCAGAGGUGGUCAAAAGAGCUAGAAAAUACACACUAGAGUAGCAUUUCUUAGAAUCCUUGAAUUCUUUUCUUAAAACACAUCUCUCCAUAAGUCUACCUUCUGCUAUAGUAUUAGCAUAAGAGAACUUGUCUUGGAAAUACAGACAAUACACACAUUUAUGCAGUAAAAAUAUUAAUGGAAUUUAAGGCCAGGACCUAGAAAACAUUGGCAACCAAAAUGCAACACACAAUUUAUACUAUCUAUUUUAAGAACCCAAGUUUCUGAUUUUUCUGGAUACUUUAACAUUUCUACAAUGAUCUAAAAGAAUAAAAUAUUUCUUUUGUUUUGAAAUAGUGAAAUUCAACCCAAUGUAGCAUUGAAUUCAAUGACUAUCUCUGAAACUCCCAGGAACAUUUAACUUGCUCUAGCGAUACAGCUAAGGGUAGAGUGCUUGCCCGCCAUGUUCAAACUCUGGGUUCAAUCCUCAUCAACACACACACAAAUUCACUUGUUCUAUAGCAAGAGUUCUCGAUAGCAGCAUCAUUAGUGCAAGUUUUUGUCUAGCAUAUUAUGGGAUGUUAACAGUGCCCUUGACUUCUGCCCUGUAGAUGCCAUUAGAAACCUGCUAGUAAUAACAGUAAAAAGAAAAAAAAUAGACAAAAUUGCUUCCAGUUGAGAGCUACUAUUUUACAUCAUUUAAAGAGAAAGACUGUGAAAUACAUAAUGUAUUUUUUUACAGAAAAUAGCAUGCAACAAGAGCACAUUCUCUUAGCAAGAGAAUUCCCACCCAAAAUUAUAUGUGUGAUUCAUACAAUAGAGCUCAAUUUUGAAGAAUCAGUGAACUAACAAUUACAGACUACUUCAAAGCACACAGGGAAUAUAUCAAAAAGGGACAUCCACAGUGUUUGAUAGACAUGCUUAAAAUUCUGACUUCAACAAAUAAAUCAAAAAGUUUAUAAAUAGAGAUCAUUUGGAGUAGGUGCUUCUGCCAUGCUUAAAAAGAACACAUUCUCAUAAAUGUUUAAAGCUUAGAUGUGCUCACAAAAUUGUUUGCCAAACCCUUUCUUCAUAUAAGAGUAAUUUAUUCCUCAGAUCAAUGAUUAGCAGAAUCUAAAUUAAUGAGGUUUUACUGUAUCAAAAUUAUUUUUAUAAUUCAAAGAGAUAGCAAUAACAAUAAUUUAACCAUGGAUGUGAUUUUUCUCUUUCAACUUUUCUGUUCUGUUGCAUUAACCUUCAUGCACGCACACACCACCACCACCACCACCACCACCAUUUUGCCAUCAUGGCUAUCCUAGGGAAAUGAGUAGUGUUAUACAUUUAAUCUUCUGCAUUUUCUCAUCUCUCUUCUGUCUUGGAUCGUAUGGAAAACUACCCCCAGAAACUUUAAUAGUGCUGCAGAAGGUGGCCCUGAGUCUUGGUUACCAUCUCAUUACAUUGUGUCUACAAAGCAGCAUCCGAAGACAAGGCUUGCAGAGCACCAUCUGCACAAGGUGACUUGACUUCCAAUCUUGCCUCAACAGAAAAGCCCUUAGUGUUCCAGCAGAAAAUGGACCUUUCAUUCUCAUCACCAAUGAUGUAAUAGAAGACGUACAUGUUUCCCUGGUUCUCACAGUAACGUAAGCAAUGAUCCUGUUAUGAAGCCAUCCACUUGUCCCGGAGUUUGGGUGGAGGGUGAUCUCACUUAUUUCAAUCCCCUGAAAAAGUUGUGUGUCUGACUUUGCUUCUAUACUUCCCUGAGUCCCCAACUUAGCACUCAGUCACCAUGGGGGCCAUUGUAUGUCGUGUAAGCGAAGCUUCAGUGACAAACUGAGACGAUGUCCAGCUACUCCAUCCUAGAAACAUUUCUCAAGUCUUUUGGAAUUGAUUCUCUAUAAAAUCUAGGUCUCUAACCUUAAAAAGUUUAAAGAGACCUUAAAAAAUGAGGUUCCCUUUUAUAUGACCCACCAAUACCAUUUUAAAGGUAUCAUUUACCCAUUAUUUGUGCCAGUUUGAAAAAAAAAAAAAGUAAGAUUAGGCCCAAGAUUGGUUGAAGACUGAGGUGGGUUCUUUGAAAUACUUGGCUCGCGGGCAUUUGGGUAGAGUAAUAUGAUGAAGCUAGCUGCACAGGAGAACAACUAGGAUAUUUGUGCUACAAGCAUCCCUGACCACACUGGUUCACAGAGGGCAGUGACAAAGAAAGCCAGCAUGUCAGAUACAGUCUUGCUCUCUGUGUGUUAGGAAAAAUACCAGCUUCACAGCUUCUUCACCUCCUGUCACUCAGCCUCAUCUUAGGUGGUAGCAUUGUGUAUGCACACUAACCAGAGUGCCUGAGAUAACUGUCACCAACGUAGGUUGAGCAUUGUCUCUCAUAUGAGAGAUUCUAGGAAGCAUGGCUGAUAAAUCGUUUAGUGUUCCUGUCUACAGACCACGUAGCCCUGGAUGUAAGAACUAAAUAAGGUCUCAUGUAGACACUGAGAAGGUGCAGUGUGAGGGGGUGGUGUCGGGAAGGCCAUGAGAGUCUGAGGGAAGUGAGGUUUUGAUUCGACCACAGCACAGGCAAAGGCCUAUGUUUGUAUCUUUGGUUUGUAUUUUUUUUUAAGUAUAGCUUUGGCUGUACAUAACAAUCUCUUGAGAUUUUUUAAUUCCCAAUGAUUUAAAAAUGUCUUAGACUUGGAACAGAACAUCAGUAUUUUUGAGAGCCCUAAAAGUGGGUCUAUGUCCAGCCAAAGUUGCUAAGCGCUGCUCUAUGACCAACUAAGAAAGAUUCUUGCCUUCCUGGGCUGAUAUUUUAGCCCCUUCUAAGGGUUCGGGAAAGGCAGAAUGUAAGAGACACAGCCUUGUCUUGAUUGGCAUUUAUUCUGUGCCUCUCACAGAACAAAAGUGAGUGCAAACAAAAGGCAGCGCCACUAAUUCUCUGUAUCUCUAGUAUAUUAUUCUCUGUGACUUGAUCUUUAGUUAUUUUAAGUCAACAUUGUAAGUUUUGACUGUCUUUUACAUAAGAUACAAGAAAUAUCACCAUAAGUUCAGCAGUACAAAAAGCUAAGUGGUAAAAUUCUCAAUAUCUGGACAAUGAAAAUUCUCAAAAUAAUCACAAAGUCCAUCAGCUCCAAGUUUAUUACGCACCCUUCUUCUGGAGCAGACAUGGUGAAGGGUCCCUGCUGGGCUGUGGGUAUCUUUCUGGACCUGAUCUCAGCAAACAGGGAGGAUUGAUUGUUGUUGUCUCAACAGCCAGGGCCGCUUGGUUUAUUGGGAAUGUGAGUGACGGGAAACACCUUCUGAACACCAGGGCCCUGAAAAAGUGUUCACACCCCAGAGAGGACUGGUCCAGCCAGGGGAAGGCAGCCAAUGGAAGGCAAGGACACACAGAAACUAUUCUGACUGCUCUCCCCUUGUGCCACCCCCCUCCUGUCUUGGCCCACCCUUCUCAACUGCAAAGCCAGAAGACACACUAGGUGGUGGUUUUGGAUAGUUGUACACAGGUUCAAAAUCUCUAAUAACCUAUAACUUUUAGUACUUAAUUAUGUGAUGUUUUAUUCUAGGAAAUAAGAGACAGACAACACCAUUGAUGUAUCUUUCUUUCAUCUUCAGAAUUUUUGCAUCUUUUCAAAAAAAUGACAAAUUACUAUUUUUCUGUUGCAUUCAGCAAUUGUGACUAUACCUAAAAUUCUUGUAGUCUGUAGAGAGAUCAAUAAAAUUGUAUAUGUUUGUACAUAGAUGCUCUCUUAUGUCAUGAUGUCAUAACUGUUAAUUUUUGCCAAGAUUAAAUGUAUAGAGGUAAAGCCCUCAUUUGCAAACUGUGAACUAUGGUUUUACCAAGAAUGAAUGUUUUUAAAAGACACAGAGGGGAUGGGAGAACAGAUUUAUUUGAGCAAAAGAGGAAACAAAAUCCAAGUUCCCGAAAUGUAUAAAUUCUAUUACAGUUAAUUGAUUGAAAGGGUUAGAAACAUCCAUUCAAAAUUUCUAUCAAAUUGGGGACAUGUUAAAAAUUUUAGUGAAAAUUUAAAGAUAACUUGCAAGGCUAUUGCCUGAAUUGUACUUGUGAUGGAAUGAAAGUUGAAGGAAAUUUACUUAUAGUACCCGUAAGACAAUGCUGUGGCCCAGGGCUUAGAGGCUCAUUAGGCCUUGACUUCCUUCUUUUUCAGCUCAAGCAGAAAAACAAAUUUGUUGUGAGUUUAUACUACCAUCUAGUGGUCAUGGUCGGCAUUCUCAGAUACAAGUGUCUGAGCCAUUUGGCUUUUGCCAGUUUAGUUAAUCCCCCUCUGGUGCUUUCUUUAGAUUCUUCCGGAGGCCUAAGCCAGCCAACCUUAUCCUUCCUCCUUCUGAUUAGCCUAGGGAAAGCCAUCCUUCACCACAAGCUUUCUCCUACAGUUGGAUCUGUAUAACAUUGAAAAAAAUCACAGCUAUAGCCCUAGGCUACAAAGUAAUUUUGAGUAAAAGGACAAAUAUCUAAUCUCAAUUUCAGAUUUUCCCCAGGAGGACCAGUUCAUCUCACCUCUAAUACAGCGACUCAAGCCCACAGCCCUGCAUUCAACACUCUCUUUUGCUUCCUUCCCCCCUCCUUCAUCUCUCCUUCCUUCAGUCACCCCUCCUCCCUGCAAUCCCUUCCUUUCCUGCCUUUCGCUCUAGUGGAAGGGCGACCACAGACGGAGCAGGUGAGCAGCAGAGGGGCCUCACACACGGGGUGAGAGGAGCAGUCACAUCACAGAAAAUCAGAGCUGGGGUGAGGAGGUGGCAGGGGAGACUUCGGUGGACAGUGACCCUGGGGUUUGAGGUGGUCUUUGGAGCGGGCAGAAGACAACCCCUUUGGCUCAGCAGCGUGGCUCAAUCAAGGGACUGAGCAUUUCAAUAAAUUCACUGAGGAUAUAGGAGCCAAGCUUCUCACUUACGGAAACUGAGGAAGGGUAUCCAAUUAAAAGAGAAAACCAGAAAAGUUAUAAAGUUUGGCUUGUAUAGGUAACUGAAGUUCAUAAUUUCCAUAUUUCAGAAUGGGUAAAGGAGAGCAUUUUUACCACCAAGAAUGGUAGCCGAGGGAUGAUCAGCACAAACAGCCUGGUCUCGUCAUCCCAUAAAGCAUAAAGGCACAAAACUGUCAAAGUAUUCCCUAUCAACAUGUAAUUACUAUUUCUCAAUUAAAAAUAAUAAAACUUCUUAAAUGUAGGACGAAGCUGGCCAUGUCAAUUGGAAUUGGAGUUACCAGCGUGCACUUCACGUUUGUGCAUCUCUAUAUAAUUGUAUCUAUAGAAAUAGUUAUAUACAUAGACACACACAAGUGUGCAUAGAUACUGAGGUGUGUGCAUGCUGUACAUACUAGUUCCUAAUUCCGGACACUGAAAAGACUAGAAAGAUGCACAAGUAGUGCUGGAUUUUGAUUUCCAAAUUUUCUUCCCCUCUGAAUGAGCUGGAGGAUCUGGAUUUCAAGUCUGGUAUAUACUCUGUAUCAGAAAAUAAAGUAUUCAAAGAAAGAUGGCUACAAGUCAGAAAGCGUAAGAGACAGCUUGAAUGAGUGUGCACAGGCCAAGUGAGGGAUACUUUAACCAUGAAACAAACAAUAAUUGAAUACAACAGGAACCCAUGGAUUCAUACUGAGAUAAAUGAAUAUGAAGGAGAGAAAGUUAUUCCCUACAAUAUCAUGCCGGCCAUUAAAUGUAAAUGGAGUUUGAAAAUUGCUGUUAGAUAAUUAUUAUUCUAAUAUGUUGGGAAAUAUCAGUCAGUGCUCAAACUAAUGGGGCCAAGGAGGAUGUCCAUAUAGGAUGAUUUACAUGGUCUCCCAGUGUCUUCAGAAAAUUGUCUAAUGUUUAAAAACUUACAUUCAAAAACAUGGCAGAUACCAUAUUUGUUAUGGAGGGAUCAGAGUCCUCCUACCAGUAAUGGGACAAACUCUUGCCAUGUACUGAGAAGAUCACGGCAGCCCUGCCAGAACACAGACACCGGGGCUAGCCCUGUGGAAGCAUCAGACAGAAGUGACGGUCUAGAAACGGUUGCCCCAUAAGAACAAUCCGAUGUGAUGAAAGACAAGAAAAGACGAAUGUUUCAGAUCUAGGAGGUCAGAAGCCACGACCACUGCAUGCAAUCCAUGA